Gymnodraco acuticeps is the source of this 2524-nucleotide messenger RNA. RefSeq names its product WSC domain-containing protein 1-like. Lineage: Eukaryota; Metazoa; Chordata; Actinopteri; Perciformes; Bathydraconidae. The record is from RefSeq and is a predicted model, not a curated record.
UCCCCGAGGAGCAUCCUGGAGUCGGUGAACACGGCCUUGGAUAUUAAAUCCCUCUCUGUUGUGACACAUCCAUUGUUCCGCUGCUGCUGUUUGGACAAUGAAGAGCCAACACACCAUUACUUUACCAGAUGCUGCAGGCCUUUCCAAGAUUAUGAAGUAGAUCUCCUCACUCCUAAUCCAUGACAUGGCCUUCCACUGAGGUGAGAGCAGGAUGUUGGCACCCCCCUGCAGACUGUACUGCCUGUUGAAGCGUGCUCAGAUGCUGCUGCUCGGCCUUGGCAUCGCCUACCUGAUGGCGGGCAGCAUCCUGCUCCUGCAGCGCUCCAGCAUCAGAGUCACACAGCCCAACCUGGCCAGCCUGCCGCCUCUGCUGUCCCUCGCUGCCCCCCCCACUGCCCUCAGGCCCGCUGGCCUGGGCGUGAGGACGCGCUCCAGAUGGGCCUCCGUUCAGCCCCAGUCUGGAGGGGGGGCCAAGGCCAGCAGACACUGGCCUGCGUCCCAGCGCCUGGGGGUCCAACACUUGCAUCGGCGCUGGUUCCACAGUCUGCUGCCGGAGAGCCCGGAGCAGAGAGCCCCUCUGCACAGCAGACAUAAAGGAACCUACAUCGGAUGCUUUCUUCACAACGCUAGCGAUCGAGCCCUGGGGGGGACCAUGCUUUAUGACCUGCGCAAAAUGACCAGUUCUCUGUGUCAGGACACCUGCUCAGAAAGUGGGUACCAGUUUGCAGGUCUGGAGUACGGAGCUGAGUGCCACUGUGGGAACCGGAUCAGUAGCUCGCGGGCUGCGGAGGAGGACUGUAGUCUGGUGUGUCGGGGGGAGAGGGGGUCUCCCUGUGGAGGUGUGGGCCGACUCUCCAUUUACAAGGUGGAGGAGCAGCUGCCAGGUCACAGAAAGUUCAAAAACGUGCACCACCGCGGCUGCUUCAAGUUACCGAACAGCACCAUCAGCACCUUCCCCGUCUCCUCCUUCCAGCCCAACCUGACCACUCAGUCCUGCGUGGAGACCUGCACCGACAAGGAGCUCCCGUUGGCUGUGUUCAAGAAGCCCCACUGUUUCUGUACAUGGACGUCCUCUCUGUUCAGUCUCAACCAGCAGUGUGUGGGGGACACUGGGCUGAACCACACCAGCAACUCCACCCACACAGCAGCCCCCGAGCUGGACCACUACCAGGUGUAUCACACCCCUGUGCUCGACUCCAGGUGCAAAGAGAGGAUGUUUCUGCCUCAGAGAUCCAGCUCCCUGGUGGCUCUGUCUAGUUUUCCUGGUGCAGGCAACACCUGGGUGCGACACCUGAUCGAGCUCGUGACGGGAUACUACACUGGCAGCUUCUAUUUCGACGGCACGCUGUACAACAGAGGUUUCAAAGGAGAGAAGGACUACUGGAAGAGUGGCCGCAGCAUAAGUGUGAAGACCCACGAGAGCGGUCAGAAAGAGAUCGAGAUGUUCGAUUCUGCCAUCCUGCUGAUUCGAAACCCGUACCGCUCCCUCAUGGCUGAGUUCAACCGCAAGUGUGCCGGACAUUUAGGACACGCUACAGACGUACAGUUGAAAAGCAAAGAAUGGCCAGAAUUUGUCUCCAGUUAUGCCCCCUGGUGGGCGUCCCAUGCUCUGAGCUGGCUGAGGUUUGGCCGCCGCCUGCUGGUGGUGCACUACGAGGAGCUGCAGAUGGCUCUGGUCCCUCAGCUGCGUCUCAUCACAGCCUUUCUAAAUGUCUCCAUGACCGAGGAGAGGCUGUUCUGCGCCCAGAGCAACCAGGACGGACACUUCAAACGUUCAGGGGGACAGAGACCCUCUUUUGACCCAUUCACUACUGAUAUGAGGCAGAUGAUUGACCCCUUUAUUCUUACCGUUGACCAGGCGCUGAAGAGCAGAAACUUUAGCGGAGUUCCACAGGAAUACCUUCCCAGAUGAUGAUGAUGUGAAAAGGUCAUAUACUACCUUCAAAAGACUGAUCCAGGUGGGGUUGUGACUCUUCAUGAGUAAGGGGAACACACACACUCUGUAAGUGGACCACCUGACUCUUUGAUAAGACAGACACACUGUGAAUGGCUGUAGAUGGCCGGAGGUCACUGGAGGAAACAUGACAAGUCCUUGUGAAACCCAAUGGAAUCAGUGAUGAAAGCCCCAGUGCCAAGAGCGCCUCGCGAAUAAGACGAGUCCUCAGAGAGGAUUGGACAUGAUUUGUUGGCCUGCUGAGGUGGGAUUAUCUGACAAGUGCCCGACUGCACAAAUAUGAGUUGGGUAAAUCCAGGAUGGAUUUAUUUUGGUUGAAGAAGUUUUUCUGCCACUCUUUUUAAUUUUCACUUGGGAACAUAUAUUGUGUUUUAACCUACACACACACUUGGAAAUCUGCUGGUUGCUACAGGUUUUGAAGACACUGAUGGAUAAAAGCCACAAGAGCUGCGUGGACUCUCCAUGAAACAGUUCAUUGAUAUGUUUAUCAUAAUGAACUGCUUUAAAACUGUAAACUGCAGCUGGUUUUAUGAUUAUUUUAUUUCAUUAAAAGCAUUCCGUUUCAAUUGA